AUGGGCGGAUCAGAUAAGCCCAGCCUGACAGUGGUGACAUUCUUUACCGAGGGUCCUCCCCAUGACGCUUGCUUGCCUUUGACAGAGACAGUGUCGGAGCUACAGACUUCUCUUGCGCAGGCAGGGGUGCGGCUGAUUGCCUACACCCCGCGCCUGCUGCAGGAGGAUGAUUACUAUAGAAAGCACUGCCAAACACUCGGAAAGGAAUGCAAGGAGCCAGGGAUGGAGCUCUUGCCUCAUGCAGCCAAGCUCGGCUACUAUGCCUGGAAGCCUUUGGUGAUAUGUAAAGUCCUGUCUCAGCUUCAACCAGGCGACAUGUUGCUGUUCAUGGAUGCCAACGUGAGAAAGUACAGGGACUACAAGGAGGGUCUCUCGGACUUGCCGUCGACCUGCUCACAUCUCCUACAACGAGCUGACAUCUUCGUGCCCCUGGAGGAUGCUGUCUGGAAGCGUAUUCGGAACCACUGCAAGGCGCUGACUCUGGACCUGAUGGAUGCAAACACCUUCCAGAUUUCGUAUGCGCCCUGCGUGUGUGUGAAUCGCAUCUUGGUGCGGAAGUCUCCACUGGCAGAUGCAAUCAUGGCAGAGUGGCUGCAGUGGUGCGCCAACAAGAUGGUGAUUAGUCCCUUGCCGAACCCAUACACACACCCGCUCUGCCUCUUUCACACGCCGGAGCAGGCUAUCCUCGCCAUCCUGUUGCGAAAGCGCGUCCUGGCAGGGGAUCUCCCGCAAGGCUGGCCUUUCUACUCCUAUGCAUGUGGGCAUCGCGUCUUUCAUCUCAGAUCCUUGGAAGCCUGGCCGAUAUCUUUUGUGACAUCCCUGUGCAGCAGACUCCGUGCGAUGCUCUUCUUCCUGCGGCACGCUGCUUUUGCCUUUGUGUACCCCUUCACCGACUCCUUCUGGUGCCAAUUCCCCAGAGCGACUGGCGGCUAUCUGCUGAAAUUUGCAUGGCGCGGCUUUGUGAUGUGCCUCAUACCUUUGCCGGACAACUGUUAG
This is a messenger RNA of Symbiodinium natans, 996 nucleotides long. NCBI's taxonomy places the organism in Eukaryota, Dinophyceae, Suessiales, Symbiodiniaceae. The record is from the annotation of a GenBank genome assembly.